AUAGAUGGCGUAACAAGCGUCACUUCCUGCUUGAAAGGAAAGUACGGAGUAACACUGAUACUGACCUAACGGUGUGUUCACUCUGAGCAUAGAACUAUGAGUAGAAUGUGUGAGUGGUUAAGGAGUCUGUUGCAUGGGCCUCAAAUGCAAGUUACUGGAAUCAAAGACUCACAUUCGGUCAAAUCUGUUGUUGCUAUUGGCCAAGCCAACAACGUCAUCUUCAACCUACCUUCCAGCACUGACCCCGACCCUGGGUUCUCCCAUGCCACGUUAGUCUACAGCAAGGAUGACGAAGAUGACGUAAUGGAUCUGCGAUCCACCUUGCAGGAUCUUCAGCUGUAUAAUGGGAACAGGGUUAGCGUGGCUUUGGAAGAAGAAAUUGUACCUGACGGAGUAACUGAAGUCGAGGCAUUCGGUAAGCAAUCAUCCCCCAACAGCCCCGUGCAGACGAGGGAAGCACACCUCAGGGUCUACCACGCUGUGAUAAUAUACGAUGAGGCUGACAAAGACAAAGUCUUAACUCUACAAACGGAUUUAAACAGUAUAGUUCUUGGUAACGGUGUACACGCGAAUGUGGCACUACUGGAUGACGUACAAAGUGACGGAGAAACAGAAGUAGCAUCAUUCGAUCAGUGUUUCCAAAAAUGUGUCUUAAUGUUUUUGUUUAUAUCGGAACCGUUUAUGAAAAACGUCUAUGAGAGAUGGAGAUAUGAAGUUGGACUGACUGAGUCCUUGAAAUAUGGGUCUCGUAUAGACGGUAGACCUUUUGUUAUUCCAGUUUUCACUGACAACAAAGACACAGCAAGCUAUCUAAGAGAUAAACCUAUACUUAGAGCUGUUUGUGGUAUCAAACAUCACGGCUGUACAGGGAAAAAGUCAGUGGACAUUAGGUUCCGCAGAGACUUGGAGGAGGCAGAACAAAGAAGGCAAAUAAAACUAAAUGGCACUACCGUGGAUUAACAAGAAUGAUAGCUGAUAGUUUGUGACACUACCGCCCAUUCAGUGGUUACUGUUAUACGGUAACUUUAUGAUACCAUGACUUGCGAGUGCUUCGUGACGAUGUUGCGCUUAUUGUGCAUAGUGAGUGAGUGAGUUAAGUUUUACGCUGCACUGAGCA
This is a messenger RNA of Haliotis rubra (blacklip abalone), 1117 nucleotides long. RefSeq lists its product as uncharacterized. The record is from RefSeq and is a predicted model, not a curated record. The transcript is spliced from 6 exons. The coding region runs from base 97 to 960 and encodes 287 amino acids. Lineage: Eukaryota; Metazoa; Mollusca; Gastropoda; Lepetellida; Haliotidae.